This is a messenger RNA of Owenia fusiformis, 3766 nucleotides long. The record is from the annotation of a GenBank genome assembly. Lineage: Eukaryota; Metazoa; Annelida; Polychaeta; Sabellida; Oweniidae.
UCUGUAGGAACUCAGGUAACUGUAAAAGGGAUUUGUGUUUAUUUAUGAAUCAGUGGGGAAUCCCCGCCAAAAUGACAAAAUUUUAUGGACCAAUUAAAUCUAGCGAAUUUGUCAUGUGAUGACAUUUGGCCAAUCAGAUUGAUGCAUUUGUUGGAUUAUGGGGAAUCCCCUACUCUCUCGUGGGCUUCAAAAAUGGCGGACGGAAAUUGAAGAAAAUAAAAUUUCCUGAUGAAAAGCGACUGUUUCACUCAUACCAACCUAAGUAUAAGUUACACCCCAACUUCCGAGAAAUCAUUACAUGUAGGGGAUUGCAUAUUCAGGUAUGCAGUCUUUGUAAACCAAUGUAUGGACGAACCAGACAACUGAAGAUAACGCAUUUAUACAAAUUAUACCUCAAAGGUGGUGCCCGUAUUUCAUGUUAACCAAACAACAGCAUUAAACUGACAGAGUGUUCCAAAUCUAGCAAUUUAUUUAUUGUGGUUAUGAAUUUAUGACUACAUAUUUAGCAAUUCCCUAAAUGUGCUAAAUCAAAGAAUAAAUGAAUUAAACGAACUAAACUCAAUUCAUAAACUCUGAUGAAGUAAUUAUGGCAGAUAGUAGCCAAUCAGAUGACUCGAUGGAGUUAGGAAAUGUCAAUUUUGAUCAGAUACAAGAUGGGGACACAGUCACUGUUGAGGAGGUGGGACCAAGUGAGAUCGUACACAAUGUUGGGGCACCGAUCAUCAUGCAGAAUGGAAUGGUGGAGGAUGAUGGCACCCCAUAUCUACAUAUUAUUGAAGAACCUCAGCAGAGAGGAUUUAGAUUUCGUUACAGAUCUGAGAAUUCUGCAUCACAUGGUGGUCUUCAAGGAUGUAACAGCAAGAAAAGCCACAAAUCGUAUCCUACAGUUGAGUUGAGAAAUUACCAGGGAACAGCUAGGAUUGUUGUUUCCUUGGUAACAGAUGAAACAGUCCCUAAAACACACGCCCAUGAGCUGGUAGGGAAGAACUGUAACAAUGGCAUUUGUGUCGUGCAGUUAGACGGGCGAAAAAAUAUGACAGCAACGUUCCCAAAUCUUGGCAUUAUACAUGUCACCAAAAAGAAGGUUGUGGAUACAAUUCUUUCACGUGUCAGAGAGGACAUUAAAUUACAACAUUGUGUGAAAAAUAAUGUCCCCCCAGAACAAUAUAGAAUAUCUAGUGAUGAGGAGAAAAUGGCGAAAAAAGAAGCUGAAAAACAGGCCAAAGAUAUGCAACUGAAUGUGGUGCGGCUGUGCUUCCAGGCAUAUUUACCAGAUGACAAUGGAUCAUUUACGCUCAUGUUACCUUCUGUUGUUUCACUGCCAAUUUAUGAUUCAAAAUCUACAAGUGCUGCUGGGUUGAAGAUAUGUCGCAUGAGCAAACAGUCGGGUGUUUGUCUAGGGGGAGAUGAGGUCUUUCUGCUCUGUGAUAAAGUACAAAAAAAUGAUAUUGAAGUUUAUUUCUAUGAAGAAGAUGAAGAUGGUGCUGUCACAUGGAGAGUUAAAGCUAGUUUUAGCCAAGCAGAUGUUCAUAGACAGUACGCCAUAGUGUUCAAGACACCCCCUUACUGGCAGAAGAAUAUCCCGGCUGCAAAAAACGUUCAAUUGCAGCUCCAGCGUAUAUCAGACGGGGAGCGAAGUGAACCAAAACCAUUUACGUAUAUCCCAGAACCUCUAGAUAAAGAGGAAAUAAAGAAAAAGAAACAGAAGACAUUUCCCGGUGGUGAUUUUUCAAGUCCAGGAGGGGGUAGUUUUGGCGGAGGCUUUGGUGGUAGUGACUUUCAAGGUUCAGGUGCAUCAGGAUCUGGUGGAGGAUUCAGUAAUUUAAAGCGCACGUAUGACAGCACGCAGCAAGGUGGUGGUCAGCAGACAUUCACAACAUUAAAUCCAGUAAACAUUCAACAAAUUUCAAGUAAUACAUACAUACCUGUUCAUCAAACUAAGACUGCAACCCCAGUAGCCAUUAAACCACAAAAUCAAACUAGAAACUUAAGACACGAGGAAGCCAGCAGAAGAACAAUUCCAACAUAUUCAACAAUGUCUGAUUUACCAAGAAAUGUAGAAAAAGAUGCAGCUUCAGUCAUUGGAGAUUACUCAAAAAGCAAGAUAGGCUGUCCCAGAUUGCACCCCAACGAUGAAAGUGGAUACGAUGAUGUUGAUUGCACGAUUGAUCAAAGUGUAUUACAGAGUCGUGGAAUGUCAGUUCAUCAACCACUAAAAUCUCCAUUACGAAUUCAUGAUGAAAACACGGAAAGUGGAUACCAUUCUCAAAAAUUUUCAUCCUCCGAAGAACUACUAGAGAAAACAAAGGAUGAGGGUAGUUGGAGAGGGAGCAGCAAACAAGAGGAUGUCACUAUAAAACUUACUGAAAUGCCUGCAAAUGGAGAACAUGUUGAAAGUGGAGCUGCAACAGUGGAAUAUACUGAGGAUAAUGUAUCUGCCAAAUUCCAAGAGGCAAAAUGCGUAAUGAGGCAAGACAGUCGCCUUGAAGUUGCCAACAAAUUGAUAUUUGGCUUACAUGGAUUUGCGACAACUGGUGAUUCCUUUUAUAUUCUCUUGAUUCUGCGCCAUCUGUUAGCUGCAGAGGAUGAUAAUGGUGACAAUUGUCUGCACCUUCCAGUGAUCCAUAAGCAACUAGAUGCUUUGAGGAACAUUGUCAGGGCCAUACUGACCUUACCAGAUAGAAAGAUGGUCAACCAUACAAACCAUUUGAGACAGACACCCUCCCACUUAGCUGUGAUCACUGGAAACUCUGAGGCAUUGGAGAUGCUGUUACAGCUACAGCCUGACAUAACAGCUGUUGAUAGGAAUGGAAACACAGCUGUUCACAUGGCUGCAAACAAUGGAGAUGACAGAUGCUUAGAGGUUCUGUUGAAAUAUUUCGCUGAAAGAUAUUUGGAGGAUGACUAUGCUGUCUUGGAAACGUUGAACUAUGAUGGUUAUGCCCCGAUUCAUUUGGCUGUCAAAUCAAGAAGUCUCACAUGUGUGAAACUGUUGGCUAUCCCAGAAUGCAAUGUGAAUAUUCGUGAUGGAACUAGUGGAAACACAGCGUUGCACCUGGCAGUAGAAUUGGACAGGCUAUCGAUUGCAGGAUUCCUUACGCAAAAGGGUAAGGUGGAUAUAAAUGUCGCAAGGUAUGAUGGGAACACUCCUCUCCAUCUUGCCGUCUCGUUACAAAAUGUUGCCAUGACGGCUUUACUCAUCGCAGGAGGCGCUGAUCCAAGUCAAGAGAAUUCUGAACCAAUAAAUGAAUCCUCAUCAGGAAGUGAUGAAGAGGAAGAAAAAAUAUGCCACACAUCGUUAGACUUGGCCAAAGAAAAUACCAAGAUUUUAUUGCUUCUUACUGGAGGAUCGCUUAAUGAGACACCACCAGACAGUGAUGGACAUGAUGGGCUGGUAGACUCUGGUUUAUCUAUGGGGAUCACAGGGAACAUGUCAAAACUUGACCUUGGAUCCCAGCUAGAACUGUCAGUACUAUUGAACAAGGAAAGAAAGGGGCAAGAUUGGCGUCGCUUAGCAGAACUUUUGCAAUGUGAGACAGUGGUGCCAUCUUUAAAAGAGAUGCCCAACCCAACUAAGAGUCUGUUUGAUUAUUAUCAGAGCCAGGAAGGUACAAUUGAGACAUUGAGAGAAUGCCUUUGGUUGAUGAGCAGAUAUGACACAUUGAAGAUAUUGGAUAGGUUUAUAACGCAUCAACCUAAAGGUCAAGAUGAUGAAACAUGUGACAGUGGGCUUGAGGUUUCAUUAAAGUCUAUGGUCAUAAAGUAA